Messenger RNA from Hydatigera taeniaeformis, 459 nucleotides. NCBI's taxonomy places the organism in Eukaryota, Metazoa, Platyhelminthes, Cestoda, Cyclophyllidea, Taeniidae. The record is from the annotation of a GenBank genome assembly.
AUGCGUAAUCGCAGGCCACCAUCCACACGACUUCUCCCACUGCGGCACCAUCAUCGACGACCAUCCACACGGCUUCGUAUACGGCACACUCAGCAUCACCUCACCCAUCGGUGCCGACUUCAAUCCACACCAUCCUGGUCCUCCCAAAUACUCCAUUCCUCCGCCUCUCCUCCACUUACGCUCUACUCUGCUCAUUCGUGUGCUCUCCUCGCGCCUUUUAUACUCUCCCUCACCUUCACCUCAUCCUCCUCCUUCACCUCCUACUUCCUCUUCUUCUUCUUCUUCUACUUCUUUUACUUCACCCCUCUUCUUCUCGUGCCGCGUGACGCACCAGCCUCGCGUACUUCGAGUUCAUCACCCGCACUUGCCCGCCUAUCACCACCAUCACCACCACCCUACAUCAGAGCACUCGUGCUUUGUGCUGCCUCACGUGGGUGGUGUGGACGAGGCUGCGUAUGA